Molecule: messenger RNA, 822 nt
Organism: Nelumbo nucifera (sacred lotus)
Lineage: Eukaryota; Viridiplantae; Streptophyta; Magnoliopsida; Proteales; Nelumbonaceae
Source: RefSeq, a predicted model, not a curated record
UUAGAAUGUUAUGCCAGUCGGUGCCUUCACCAUUGCAAAGACUGACUGUUAGAGACGCAGAGUGAGUCUGUGAGAGAGAGAGAGAGAGAGAGAGAUGGAUUCCAGGAGCUCUUCCUCGGCUGCUCUUUUCCUUUCCCUCAACCUUGUCUUGUUUGCAGUGGUGAGUGGGUGUGGUUCUUGCGUUAAGCCUACACCCACUCCACCUACCCCAACAGGGAGCUGCCCCAAAGAUGCUUUGAAACUAGGUGUGUGUGCCAAGUUGCUUAAUGGGGCAAUCGGGGCGGAAGUCGGCAACCCUCCUGACCACCCCUGCUGCGCGCUGCUCGAAGGCCUCGUCGACCUUGAGGUAGCUGCCUGCCUUUGCACCGCCAUCAAAGCUAACAUCCUGGGCAUCAACCUCGACAUUCCCAUUUCACUCAGCUUACUCGUCAACACUUGCGGGAAGAAGCUCCCAUCCGACUUCCUAUGUGCCUAAGUCAUUGGGUCAUUGCCAUUCGUUUCGUUUCGGAGCUAGCUAGGGGUUCGUUAAUGAUUUGAUGAUUCCUAAUCAUGUUUUAAUUUAUGUCCACAUUAAUAAUUAGUAUGCAUGGUUUCAUUAGGAUGUUGUUUCAUUCACCUCUUCAACUUCAAGCUAAGUCAGUGUUAUGUUCGUCAAGAAUCUAUGCUAGUUACGUUGUUUUAGUUUAAUUUCUCAGCACCAGUUUGUCAUUGUAAUUUAUUAGGUCGUUUCAGUCUGGACUAUCGAUCUAGUCCUUCAAAUUUAUUUGUUGAAUGAUGCUGAGACAUUAAUUAAUGGUUCAUUUCUCCAAGACUACCUGAUUA